Messenger RNA from Manduca sexta (tobacco hornworm), 1098 nucleotides. RefSeq lists its product as uncharacterized. The record is from RefSeq and is a predicted model, not a curated record. The transcript is spliced from 2 exons. The coding region runs from base 254 to 841 and encodes 195 amino acids. Lineage: Eukaryota; Metazoa; Arthropoda; Insecta; Lepidoptera; Sphingidae.
AUAUUGUCAAAUGUCACUAGUUUAUUUGUCUCUGAUUGUCAUGUCUUUAUGAAACAUUUCGAUUUGGCUAUCACUUUUUCGCGACAUUGCCCAAUAGUACACAAUAUCUAUGAUGACUAAAAUUAUAGUAUAAAUAACAACACAGUCUUUAACACUUGCCAAAUAAUGUGCAGCGACGUAACAUUAAUUGUGCCUGUACUAAUUUAAAGUACAGAAUUGAGAACACCAAAUACACAUCCAAUCGUCGUAUACAAUGGAUGUCCUAGAAAGGAUCUAUCAGAAUAUAAGAAGACAUGUAGUAAAUCUGCCGGUAAAUGUACCCAAAACUGUGGAUUAUAUCAACAAAUCAGUAAAUAGUGUGAAAUUACCGCCAUUUACGAGGGAUAAUGUAUUGUACUACUAUUUACCUUUGCAAGGUCUAGUUAGUUACACAACUUUGUCAGUCAGUGUAAUGAACCCACAUUUAAUGGUCAGAUUGUUUCCACAGCGAGAUGUAACUGACGUGUUAUUCUUGAGUGCUGGUGGUGGCGCCGGCUUGUGGCUGUGGGCAAGGCCACAUAUGGCCGCUGCUGCUCCGGCUCGUCGAUUUUCGUGGGCAUUCCUUGGUGGCUGCCUUUGGCCCUUGGGCUCUAUAUUCUUAUGGGCUAUUCUCAGAAGUUCGGUUGGGCAAAAACCCAUGAUAGGCACAGUACUUGGUAUUACAACAGGGGCUAUGCUUACUAAUAUUGCUUUAGAUUACUUUCAUUAUGUUGAGCUUAUGUUUUGUGGUGAAUUGCAUUUACCUGAAGAAACCUAUAGCCCCAAUAGUGAUGAUGAGAAGUAUGACAUUGAUAUUAAUUAAUUUAUUGCCCAUCUGCCAUGGCAAUGUAAUCAUAUUAAUAAGUAAAUGAGAAAAUGUUUUUCCUGUUUAUGCAUAUUAUUUGGUGGCAGUUAGUAUUAACACAAAAGUUAAAAAAUAUAUUCUGUUCUUUGCACCUUAUGUAGUGGUAUGUUGUUAAUAUUCUCUAGUCUUUCACUGAAUGCUUUGAAUAAAUGAUGUAUAGUCUUGGAAAAAAUUCUUAAUAACCUAACUUUGAAUAUAUUAUUAAGCUUUCAAAA